This is a messenger RNA of Micropterus salmoides (largemouth bass), 666 nucleotides long. RefSeq names its product canalicular multispecific organic anion transporter 2-like. Gene Ontology annotation, molecular function: ATP hydrolysis activity; ATPase-coupled transmembrane transporter activity; ATP binding. Gene Ontology annotation, biological process: transmembrane transport. The annotation marks the transcript as partial. Gene Ontology annotation, cellular component: membrane. Lineage: Eukaryota; Metazoa; Chordata; Actinopteri; Centrarchiformes; Centrarchidae. The transcript has 3 exons. The record is from RefSeq and is a predicted model, not a curated record.
CAUUGAGGAGACCAUUCAUUGUUACCAGAUCCCAGACCUGCAGGACCCUCCACCAGCUUCAUUCUUGUUCUGCUCUCAACCUGCUGCAGAUAUUUCACAUGUGGACUCAUCAGUCCAGAACUCCUGCUACCAGUUCCGCUCCACCCAGUUCCUGUGUUUCUAUGCAGAGCUGAGUCUCUUAGUAUUGUGUCACGACUGGCUCAAAACCGCGACAAAAAAAGAACACCUUGGCCAGCGGCAGUUGCUGUGUUUGGCCAGAGCUCUACUGAGGAAGACCAGGAUCCUAGUUUUAGAUGAAGCCACAGCAGCUGUGGACCUGAAGACAGACCAGCUGGUCCAGUCCACUAUACGCUCUCAGUUUGAUGACUGUACAGUCCUAACCAUCGCUCACCGCCUCAACACCAUCAUGGACUACACCAGGAUCAUUGUGAUGGACCAAGGCUUCGUUGCAGAGAUGGACUCCCCCUCUCAGCUUCUCUGUCUGCAGGGCCACUUCUACCAGAUGUGCGUCGAGGCUGGAUUGGCCUGAUGUACAAAGAUCAUGUCUAUUCCUGAAACCUUCACUCUCUUCUUCUGUGCUUUGUUUUAGACGUCAGUACAGUCAGUACUGAAUCUUUUUAAUUCUUCUGAUAUGUUUCGUUACAAUAAAAGCAGGUGUGUGCAAGU